AUGGAGGGUAUGCAUCACGAGCUGCGUAAUCUGUGGCUUGGCCUGCGCACUGAUUGCGCCAGGAUGGAAGAACGCCUCGAUCCGGCUGCAGGACAACGGCUCAUAGAGCACGGACUCGCUUUUUGCAACGAGCUGGAAGUGCAUCACGACCGCGAGGAGACUUUCCUCUUCCCGAAACUGGCCGACCGGAUGCCUGAAUUUGGACCCCAGUCAACCCUGGUGGACCAGCACAAGAAGAUUCAUGUUGGCCUUGCCGCCCUUAAGCGGUAUCUGCUAGACUGUCACAUUGAGGAAAAGGUUCUCGAUAGGGCGCAUAUAAGGGCAAUCAUGGACACGUUUUCAGAGGUGUUGUUAGCACAUCUUGAUGAUGAGGUAUAUGCGCUUCGCGCAGAGAGGAUUCGGUGGCAUUGGACCUUGGAUGAGUUCAGAAAGAUUCCUUGA
This is a messenger RNA of Penicillium argentinense, 441 nucleotides long. RefSeq lists its product as uncharacterized. The coding region runs from base 1 to 441 and encodes 146 amino acids. The transcript has 2 exons. NCBI's taxonomy places the organism in Eukaryota, Fungi, Ascomycota, Eurotiomycetes, Eurotiales, Aspergillaceae. The record is from RefSeq and is a predicted model, not a curated record.